AUGAGUUCUCCUAACAUCGUUUAUGCUACACAUGAUUUCGAAGCAGAAAAUGAAGACGAGAUAACCUUCAAAUGCGGCGAGCCUAUUGUUAUAUUACAGAAUGACGAUCAAUAUAUGGAUGGUUGGUGGUAUGGUCGAAAUAUAAGGGAUGAGACUGGUCUUUUUCCGAUUAAUUACACAUCACCAGAGAAACCUACUGCAACAAAGUCAUCGGCAUCGACUGUAUCUUCAAUGUCUUCCAACAGCCAACAAGGAUCUGAACAACGACAGCUACGUAUUGAACGAUUAGCAUCGUACAGCAAGGGCGAAGAUGACGCGGUGUAUCAGCCAACUCAUCGCGUCUCCUCUGGCACAAGCAGUAGUACUACGAGUAGCUCCACCAAUCUACCUACACCGGUAGAUAAUCCUCAAGUUAUAUACAAGCAUUCAACGUUUGCCACUGCUCCUUCCUUAACGGCAAAUUCUUCUUCCAUAGCUUGGUCAAAAAUUAAUACAAACAGCGACCACAAUCUCACCGAUACAAUUAAAAGCUCGCCAGAAAACUGGAAUAUGGAUGAUGUUGUGCAUUGGUUACAAUCGGUUGGGUUACAAUCUGUCAUAGAUAAUUUCAUCGAUCAAGAAAUUACUGGAGAUGUCUUACUAUGUCUCGAUCAUGAAGCCUUGAAAGAAUUGGGAAUUACUGCUUAUGGGCGUCGUUAUAAAGUUAUGAACGCUAUCAAAGCCCUGAAAGCCUCGAUAGAAGAUACCAACAAUCAAUCAUCACAAUCUUCCUACUCAUCAACUAUAUCUAACGCGGACACGUAUAACCAAAGUCAACGACAGACUCAAAACUACUCUGGUGGCGGCCAACAGUCUUCGUUGCACCAAACCUCAAACAAUAACGUUAUUCGGUAUGGUUCCGUCACCGAACAUCAACUGCCAAAUGUCAGAUGCAGUAAUGCUAUCUCCUCUUUAAAUACACCUGUGGUUUCACCCACUGCUUCUGCCCCUACUGCUGCUCAUCAAAGAACAGGACAUAGUUCUUUUGCAGCAGAUGGCUAUUUCAAUAGGAACUCGAUUAUAUCUUCUGGAGCGACGACGCCUAACCUCGACGAUGCUCGCUAUCCUUAUAACGCUUAUGGCAUAGCAGAAUCUCCUUCUCCUAUAAGAUCAUCCAUGAUGCACUCAACUACCAAUGCUGCUGCUGCUGCCCCAAAUACACCUGAACGUUCUAUCUUCCAAAAUGCUAUAGAGACGACACCAGCGUCGAUACCACAGCAGCAGCAGCAUCAACGAAGAAGCAUGAUGUUGCUCUAUUAUAAUAGCAAUAAUUCAGCCACUCUAUCUUCUUCUUCCACUACUAUAUCCUCGAGCUCAUCCUCCUUAGUUCAUUCCAAUACAGCUUCCUCACACCGACCAUCCGUUUUAGAUACCCAUCAUCGUUUUAAUAGUCAAUCACAAUCCUCAUCCCCUCAGCAGCAACUGCAGGAGCCAUUACUGCCUCCACCACAACAACCAUUACCUCAACAACCUCAUCAUCAGGAUUACAAUCUUGCUCUUUGCAAUACCAUAUCCAAGAAUGCUAACCACUUUCCUGAAUUCGAAGGUUGGCUGUAUAAGCAAAGUGAUCGUUACAAAACGUGGAAUAAACGCUGGUUCGUGCUUUACGGCACCAAUCUAUUUUAUUUCAAGAAUCCAAAGGAUAUGCGUAUGAAAGGGAUCAUUCAUUUACAUGGUUAUCGCGUUAUAGUCGAAGAAAAGAAAACAUUUCAUCAUAUGUCAUCAUCUAAUGGCGUUAACAGCCAUAAUAGUAACACUAGCCACAGAAGCUCCAAAUACAACAGUAAACGAAAUUACUUCAAGUUACAUCACGACCACGAAAGAACAUUUUACUUUUACACAAGCGACGCCAAUGAGAUGAGAAAAUGGGUUCAAGUAUUGCUGAAAUCUACCAUUAAGCGUGACCUAUGUGUUCCCGUCGUCUCAUCAAAUAACAUUGAAACGGUACCUCUGGAAAUUGCCCAAAAAAUGAAGCCAAGGCCUCCAUCGGCUCUGAUGUACAACCAUCCACCUAUCCAGUGUCAAAAAACACCAUCACUACAGCAAGAUAAAAAGAAUGAGAUCCGUCAAACAUUGGUUCUGGGCCAUCGCCAAGAUAACCCACCGCAGCAGCAAGCAAUAAUGGAUGAUGAAUUAUUGGACGAGACGUUAUUAUGGAUGGAGCACCCAAACGGUAAUGGUCUGGAAGAACCGUUACAGAAAUUAAUUAUACGCUCUUAUCCUUCUUUGGCCGCAGAGGAAGACGAUGAAGAGGUCAAGGGAAAAGACGUGGUAGGGGAAAACAAAAAGCGUUUGUCAAUGCUGACCUCUGGAAACAGUAGCACGGAUUUUCUGGAUCGUAUUAGUUGUAGUAAUAGUAAUAAUAGUACCUGUUAUAAACAACCUUUCUCAGUAACAGGCGGUAGUAACCGCUGAAAAUAGUCUAUUUAAAUCAUUUUGAAAAGCAUACCCUACAGGGAAAAGUGUAUCAUAGUCAUCGCCUUUGUACUUUAUGUAAAUAUAACCUCUCCCUUUUCUUUAUUCAUGCAAUACAAACAACUGAACCAAUGGCACUUCUAUAAGCAAAAGCAAACACAUCUCCUUCUUGAUAGUAAAAACGGCAAAAAUUUUCGUUUUAAAGAUCAGUUUUUGAUUUCAAUUUUUAUUUAAAGUAUUUUCAGGCCAAAAAUAAACGUUCAGGAACGGGAGCAGCAGCAGUACAGCUAUUCCACAUAUAAUUUCUCU
Molecule: messenger RNA, 2763 nt
Organism: Mycotypha africana
Lineage: Eukaryota; Fungi; Mucoromycota; Mucoromycetes; Mucorales; Mycotyphaceae
Exons: 4
Coding region: 1-2454 (817 amino acids)
Molecular function (GO): protein binding
Source: RefSeq, a predicted model, not a curated record